CGAUUGUCUCUGUAUUGGAUCGCGACCUGAGCGCUUUCGACUUCCGUUAAAAGUGCAAGAUCGUUCUUGCCUCUUUCCGUUUGUUUCCUUAAUCAUGGCGGUGGGGAAAAAUAAGGGGCUAUCAAAAGGAGGCAAGAAAGGAGUUAAGAAGAAGAUUGUGGACCCUUUCACUCGUAAAGAUUGGUACGAUGUUAAGGCCCCGUCGAUGUUUGCCACUCGCCAAGUGGGCAAGACCCUUGUGAACAGAACUCAGGGAACCAAAAUUGCCUCUGAGGGUCUCAAGUUCCGUGUCUUUGAAGUGUCAUUGGCUGAUCUUCAAAAUGACCAGGAUGCCGAGAGGUCUUUCCGUAAGUUCAGACUCAUUGCCGAGGAUGUACAGGGCCGUAACGUCCUGACCAAUUUCCAUGGAAUGGACUUGACCACCGACAAGUUGCGUUCAAUGGUCAAGAAAUGGCAAACUCUCAUCGAGGCUAAUGUCGAUGUGAAAACCACCGAUGGAUAUCUCCUCAGAAUAUUCUGCAUCGGAUUCACCAACAAAGAUCAGCUGAGCGCCAGAAAGACCUGCUACGCCCAACACGCUCAGGUGCGCAACAUUCGUAAGAAGAUGGUCGAAAUCAUCACUAAAGACAUAACUACGAGCGACCUUAAGGGCGUAGUUAGCAAGCUAUUGCCCGACGCUAUCGCCAAGGACAUUGAGAAGGCCUGCCAAGGAAUCUACCCCCUCCAUGACGUCUACAUUCGCAAGGUCAAGGUACUAAAGAAGCCCCGAUUCGAGCUAAGCAAACUUCUGGAGUUGCACGGUGACGGAGGUGGUGGCAAGACCGGAGAAGGUGGUGAAACUGGCUCGAAGGUCGACAGGCCCGAGGGUUACGAACCUCCCGUACAGGAGUCCGUUUAAUUAAAAUGUACUUCUAACAUCUCUUAUAAAAAUAAAAACCACUUUUCAGUGUGA
Molecule: messenger RNA, 952 nt
Organism: Athalia rosae (coleseed sawfly)
Lineage: Eukaryota; Metazoa; Arthropoda; Insecta; Hymenoptera; Athaliidae
Gene: RpS3A
Product: 40S ribosomal protein S3a
Exons: 5
Coding region: 95-898 (267 amino acids)
Biological process (GO): translation
Cellular component (GO): cytosol; ribosome
Molecular function (GO): structural constituent of ribosome
Source: RefSeq, a predicted model, not a curated record